UGUAAGCAUUUAAACACAAAAAAUACUCAUUUACUAAAGGUUCUUGUGUUAUAGUUAAUGUCGAUUUUUAUAUUAUUGUGUCAUUUACUCGAGGCUGUAUGUUCAGUAAGGAACCACAACACUUAUAGUGUACGAAGGAAGAUUUCAAGAUUACGUAAUUAUACUGGUUUUGUACAUUGAAGUCAUGACAUCCUAAGAAUACAUUCAAGGAAUGUUCAUCAUUUAUCAAUUCCAGUUUGUACUGGAAAAUAAUAAAAUUACUGGUUUAUCAUUUGAAGGAUACCGAGGUGAUUGAAAGUGUUGCAAUGACUGUGAAAUUCAGGAUGUUAUCUUAGCACGUAACAAUUUGUUAACCACUUUAUCAGUAACUCCCUAUAUUAGUUACUGUAAUCAGGAAUUGAAAAAGUAAGUAAACCAAUCACCAUUCAACUAAACUAUUAAAAAAAAAGAAACCCUUAUUGGGCCAAUAAUAUAAAAGUACCAUAAGGUGCAAGGUAAAAUAAGUAGAAUAUCAAGUCUGUCUACAGUUUUUGAGCGUCUUACUAAACACUGACCACUGCUCCAGUUUUGAGUAUAUUUAGAAAGAAACCCUACUCAAAAGUUGUUCUUUCAGAUACCAUGCCCUAUUGAAUUAAGUGAGUAGACAAGUAGACAAACCAACUGAAAGAUUGUGAAGCUUAAGUUUUUGAAAAUUGGUGUAAGAUGAUUCUAAAGAUGGAUUUCAUUCUUUGGUGCCAAAUAACCAUCAUACUUUUGAUGCUGUCUAUGAAAGAUUCUGUUUGUGAAAUAAACAGUGUCGCCCUUGUACCACAUGAUAUAAAUGCAUUCGGACGUUCUUCGGGAUGUGCUCUUGUCCUGCGAAGAGUAUUCGUUGAUGGCAUUAGAAAAUCUUCUGCUCUCCCUUACAAAGGUUUCUUCAAUCUGAUUGGACCAAAUUUCAUAAACAACAACGGGCCAGCAGAAGAGAUCUGUAUACGAUACAUUGAUGUCAACUUGGCUUUAGCUGAAGCAAAACGGCGUAAAGGCUACAGGCCACCUCGGACUCUAAACUCACUAGAGCCACAUCCAAAAGAUAUUGGCAUCACAGGGGAAGUAGUACUGGAGACUACCCGAAUUUUGGCAGAACAAUUUCAGUUGACACGUGAUGAAAUAAUCAAUGGUCUUCCUAUAAUUGACACUUCUCGUACUGACAUCUGGGAAAUAUGCCCCGCCCACGUAAAACCUGUUCCAUGCACUAUUGAAAGAUUUCGAUCAUUCACAGGGAUCUGUAAUAACAUCCAACAUUCCAGCUGGGGAUCAACACAUACCCCUUUUGUUCGAUUCCUCCCCCCAGCUCAUCCUGAUGGAAUCUCAGCACCGCGAAUAUCAGUAAGCGGAGGACCUUUACCACCAGCUCGGUUAAUUAGUACUUUCAUUCAUCCCGACUUUGACAACCCUAGCGGUGAGCUGUCAAUUCUCGUCAUGUCCUGGGGUCAGAUGAUUGAUCACGACUUGACUCUAGCAUCCUUACCAAGAGAUGAACAUGACUUGGACUUCGAUUGUUGUGAGAGCUAUAAUAAUCAUCAACAUCCUAGCUGUAUGACAAUCGACAUUCCUCACGAUGAUCCAUUCUACUCUCAGUAUGGUCAGAGGUGUAUGGAUUUUAAACGUCUGGAAGCAGGUCAGAGACCAGGAUGUACUCUUGGACCCAGAGCACACAUCAAUUUAGAUUCAUCACCUAUUGAUGGCAACUUUGUGUAUGGUUCUACUGAAGAGGUUGCACGUAAACUUCGUCUCGGUAAAGGAGGUUUGAUGCGAGUCUGGGAUGUUUUCAGUGAGUAUGGUUUAAAGCCAUUACCUCCCCCUCUGUCAGAGAACCCGGAACGUGAUUGUACGGCGAGACCACGCCACCUGUUUUGUUUUAUUGCCGGCGACGAACGAAUCAAUGAACAGAUACACCUAACAGUUAUUCAAACACUCUACCUUCGCGACCAUAACCGAAAGGCUAUUGAACUUGGGCGACUAAAUCCCCACUGGGACGAUGAGCGUAUCUACCACGAGACUCGGCAUAUUGCAGCUGCCAGUAUCCAAAAUAUCAUAUACAAAGAGUUCCUUCCUAUGGUUCUUGGCGAAGAAAUGGUAAACAGGUACAACCUCACUCUACAAUCAGAGGGUUACUGGAAUGGGUACGAUCCUAACGUUCACAUGGGAGUGGCAAACUCAUUUCAAGCGGCCGCAUUUAGGUUUGGCCACACUCACAUUCAAGGAAUGGUCAGACGAUACAACAAAUUUCACGAGUUUGUUGGAGAAGACCCCCUUCGUACACUUCUAAGACGGCCCUUCAUCGUCUAUGAGCCUGGAAAGAUAGACGAAUUGAUUGGUGGCCUCAUCAAUACCCCUGCACAAGUCUAUGAUCCUUUUAUUACAAUGGAGGUCACGAAUCAUCUAUUUGAAGAACCUCCCGAGCCGUUCGGACAUGAUCUUAUUUCCUUCAACAUUGCACGAGGUCGAGAAACUGGAGUACCAGGUUACAAUGACUACAGAGAAUGGUGUGGGCUGGGUAGGGCUAAGACGUUUGAAGACUUUGAACCUCUACUUAACAAUAAGACAGCUCUAAGAUAUUCCCAACUUUACAAACAUCCCGAUGAUAUCGACCUAUGGAGUGGAGGAGUGACAGAGCGCCGCCUACCGGGAGCUAUGAUUGGUCCAACCUUCGCUUGUAUCAUAGCUCGCCAAUUCGCCAAUUCAAAACGAGGUGAUCGAUUCUGGCACGAGAAUUCUGGUUUCCCUUCAGCUUUCACUGCAGAGCAACUUCAGGAGAUCAGAAAAUCUUCCCAGUCCAAGCUACUCUGUGAAAAUGCCGAUGAUUUACCUACCAUCCAACUCAACCCCAUGCGACUUGCUCACCCCAUCUAUAACCCCAGGAUACCUUGUAAAGACCUCCCUGAAAUUGAUCUGCGUUACUGGCAAGAGGACCCAGCUCAAGGUGGUUACCCUUUCAAGAAGAAGUAGAGCAAAUUAACAUUUUUGCUGAUGACCAUAAUAUUACUUAAGCAGGUGAAAUAAGAAGAAAGAUAUCGUUUCCAAUCAUGUUUCUUUGUGAUCAUGACAAAAGAUCGAGACAUCAUUACCUACAUGUAAAAAUUGAACAACUGCACCAUGUAUAAUUCGUCUUCUCUUACGCGGAAUAUUUUCUUCUGGAAUUUAAACGCAAGAAAUAAUUAGUUCAUUUCCAGUAAAAUGUUCAUUAGUUUAAGCAGUAACAAUAUUGCCUAAUCGCAACCACGCUACCAUCAGUUACUGUAAUGAAUAUUCUGACACAAGUAAAUAUUUAAAACAGCAAUAUUAAAAAGGAUCACCUGAAAUUAUUCCUUUGUCAUUUUAAAUGUAAAGGGUAGAAAAAUGGAGUCGAAGCUAUAGAGUAUUAAUUUACGUCCAUUACGGGAUGGGAAGACACCCAAAGAUAUACCAGUGUCCAUCAGAAACUUCGGAAGCCGUUCCAACAAGUAAUCAUGAUAUGGGAAGUAUAAGUAAUCCAGUCAACUGAACAAGGUUUGGUAUGUAAUAGAAUGAAUGAUUUGGGAAGACUUUACAAAGGUAUCCGCUAUUUUCUUUGGCAGUAAUGCACAUAUAACUCUACAGCAUCAUUAAACACAACAACGAAAGGGUUUGACUCCCACAACGAAUGAAUUUAUUGAAAAGUACAGGAUUGUAGCGCCAAUCUCCUAGUGGGAAGACGAUAGAGGAUGACCAGACAAAAAGUGCGUGUCAUGUUAUGUGUCACAAAUGCAGCCAUGAACUGAGACUCUGGAGUCGGCCAGAAGCAGGCCAAGAUGCGAAUCAUCAACAUGUCUAUUAAGACCAGAGAAAGUUAAACAGAUGAACGAAAAUUGAACAGACACGAAAACAAAUGCAAGGUAGCUGAACAGUACCUCUAAUAGAUGGGAAACAGACUUAAUAUGACCUUAUGCACGUUCAAAUACAGUCCAGUUAUAUUGCAGCUAAAACAUACCAUGCGUGGGUCCAGUAUAUUGCAGCCCCAUCAUACAUGCCUAUCACUGGGCGGUACUACUCAUGUAAAGUUUUUGAACAGAUGGUAUGAUGCCGUACACAUGUUGCACCCAUUCGUUGGCAUCUGGGAAUUGCUCGCAAUCAGUCUUGUUUUAAUACAGUUCGUGAUCACAUUCUUGAUGAAAACUUUUUCUGUAACUGUUAUGUGUAGGAGUGCCAUACGUUUAAAUGUGUAAUGCCACCGAGGAAAUGGGUGUAUCUCUAUUCUGUACUUGACAUGCCAUUAGUUCUAUAGCUUUGUCUCCACUUCCAGAACUAUACAUUUAAUGUGGCACUGAAUUGGAUUUCCACGUCAUCUCUUGGUGAUCUUUACUCCUUCCAUUCAUACAUUUUUAUUCAGUCAUCUAAAAACGAUAAUUUGUCCAACUGAAGUAAUAAACAUUCCUGUUUGUAUUAAAAAGUAAUAGCAUUGCCAUGACCACUUAAGUUUACUGGACUAACAAAUCCCUUGGUAUUUCAUGUACGUAGUGUGAAUCUCUAAAUGUAUCAUUCCAUUUUAAAAGUGAAGUUAUAACGACGUUUUUGAAUUACUUUAAACUGGAUGGCAUUGUUUUGUAUCAACGACUAUAAAAAUGGAUGUGUAGAUUAAUACGCCAAUUCUACUUACCUUUCUGGGACUAUAUGAUACUAAAACUUUUGUGCUUCAAUUUCUCUCUUAACUUAUACAUACUAAUAAAAACACUGAGUUGACUUUUUUUUUAAUUUAAGUGGUGUCGAUAGUAAUGAGUUUUAUAUUAAAUUACAUAUUGGUUAAGACUAAAAACGUGAUAUUUUUCACGCUAACCGAUUGCUCUGUGAAGUAUGUAAAUUAAUAAACUAAAGACUAGUAUGUGAACUCAGAAUAAGCGUUUAUUUCUAUGUGUUAUUAUGGGUCAAUGUGUUACACAUAAAUGAUUGUUUUGGAAAUUUAGUGUUUGUCAUUAAUUCACUAAUUAAAUGUUAUUUUACAUAAUGUUAAUUUGACACUAUUUUGAAUCGAGAUUUUUAUGUCUUUAAAAUCACACUAAAAUGAAACGUUGGCUUCAAAAUAGUCGCAAGGAUAUUGUUUCAUAUUAUUUCUAACAUUUUGGGAUAUAACGGGGUUUUCUUCGGACUUAUAGCUAUCUUCGGUUUCUGAAUCAAUACUUAAUUUUCUAGUAC
Molecule: messenger RNA, 5190 nt
Organism: Limulus polyphemus (Atlantic horseshoe crab)
Lineage: Eukaryota; Metazoa; Arthropoda; Merostomata; Xiphosura; Limulidae
Product: peroxidase-like
Exons: 16
Coding region: 703-2991 (762 amino acids)
Biological process (GO): response to oxidative stress
Molecular function (GO): heme binding; peroxidase activity
Source: RefSeq, a predicted model, not a curated record